Messenger RNA from Lingula anatina, 522 nucleotides. Its product is annotated as N-acetylglucosamine-6-sulfatase. Gene Ontology annotation, molecular function: glycosaminoglycan binding; N-acetylglucosamine-6-sulfatase activity. The record is from RefSeq and is a predicted model, not a curated record. Lineage: Eukaryota; Metazoa; Brachiopoda; Lingulata; Lingulida; Lingulidae. Gene Ontology annotation, biological process: glycosaminoglycan metabolic process.
GAAAACCGGGAGUCGCAUCACAUUUGUCCCCCAAGCAUUGUGCGUAACAACGCUCCGCCCACUUGUCACGUCACGGGUACUUCUACAGGUAGAAUGGAAGGUAGAGGGAGAGGUAUUUUUUCGAUGCUGUCGGUGCUUAUCCUUUUAAAUGUGCUGCAAACAUGUGCAUCCAAGAAGGGUCCCCCAAAUAUCGUGUUCAUACUCACAGAUGAUCAAGACACUGUUAUUGGAGGAGAGACACCAAUGACAAAAACCAAGAAGUUAAUUGGAGAUGAAGGGAUCAUUUUCAGGAACAUGUUUGUCACCAGUCCAUUGUGUUGCCCUAGUCGAUCCAGUAUUCUCACUGGAAACUAUGUCCACAACCAUGGUGCUGUCAAUAAUAGCGUGGACGGGAACUGCAGUAGCCCCAUCUGGCAGAAUCAGUCAGAAACGAGAGCUUUUAUCACGUAUCUCAAAAAACAGAAAUACACCACUUUUUUUGCUGGGAAGUAUCUCAAUAUGGUUGGUACAUGUACCUUUUGA